Molecule: messenger RNA, 807 nt
Organism: Armigeres subalbatus
Lineage: Eukaryota; Metazoa; Arthropoda; Insecta; Diptera; Culicidae
Product: larval cuticle protein A2B-like
Exons: 2
Coding region: 109-732 (207 amino acids)
Cellular component (GO): extracellular matrix
Source: RefSeq, a predicted model, not a curated record
GUGGAAUUUAAGAAAUUGUAUAGUACAGCGAGAGCAUUCAUAGAAUAACGGUAACAGUGAAAGAGCAAAUUGAAUUCUGAAAACUAAAGUUUAAGAGUGAAUAUAGAUAUGGCUUUCAAAUUCAUUCUGGUAGUGUCUUUAGUUGCAGCAGUCAACGCACUGCCCCAGCAUGGAUAUGCAUCAUCGCAUCAAAGCAUUCAGCUGCAUACGGCACACGCAGCUCCAGUUCACCAUGUUGCUGCUAUUCAUGCUGCUCCAAUUCAACAUGCCAUUGUGAAGCAAGUCGAACAUCAUGCUCCAGCAAACUACGAAUUCUCUUAUUCUGUCCACGAUGGUCACACUGGAGACAUCAAGAGUCAACACGAGUCCCGCCACGGUGAUGAGGUACGUGGUCAAUACACCCUCCUGGAUGCCGAUGGUCAUCAUCGUAUUGUCGAUUAUCACGCUGACCAUCACAGUGGAUUCAAUGCUGUGGUUCGCCGAGAGCCCACCAACAUUAAAAUUGCCCAACCAGUGCAGAAAGUGAUCGCUCAGCCAAUUCACGUAGCCGCUGUGGCUCACGCUGCUCCCAUUUCGCAUGCCAGCAUUUCCCAUCAUGUAGCUCCAAUUGCUCACAUUUCGCAUGUCGCCCCAGUGGCCCACGCCAGCUAUGCGCAUUAUGCACCUGUUGCCGCUUACCAGAGUCACGGUGGACACCAGGCCACCAGCCAUAUUACUCAUCACCACUACUGAGACGCUUAUCUUUCGUUCACAUGGGACCUGAUUGUAGAAUGUGCGAAUUAGAAAUAUAGUCAUUUUAACAUGUUA